GUCUGAGGGGAGCGGCGCCAGGAGACGCCGCCACCAUCGCCAAAGCUGCAGACACAGGCUCGGCCUCGCCCUUCGGGCCACUUUGGGACCUGCUGCCCGACAGCUUCAGCCCCGCGGCCCUGCGCGCUGCGAUCUCAGGUUGGUUUAACUCUGGAAAGAAAAAAUCGACACCUUGCAUCCUGGAAAUUCAUUUAAGAGACUGCAAUUAGGGACUUAUUUCACAUUUGGACAUGGCUAAUCGAGGAGCAACAAGACCCAAUGGGCCAAAUACUGGAAAUAAAAUAUGCCAGUUUAAACUAGUACUUCUUGGAGAAUCUGCUGUUGGCAAAUCAAGCCUAGUGCUUCGUUUUGUGAAAGGCCAGUUUCAUGAAUUUCAAGAGAGUACCAUUGGGGCUGCUUUUCUUACCCAAACUGUGUGUCUCGAUGACACAACAGUAAAGUUUGAAAUAUGGGACACAGCUGGUCAAGAACGAUACCACAGUCUAGCACCAAUGUACUACAGAGGAGCACAAGCGGCCAUAGUUGUAUAUGAUAUCACAAAUGAGGAGUCCUUUGCCCGAGCCAAAAACUGGGUUAAAGAACUUCAGAGGCAAGCCAGUCCUAACAUCGUAAUAGCUUUAUCGGGAAACAAGGCUGAUCUCGCAAAUAAAAGAGCUGUUGAUUUCCAGGAAGCACAGUCCUAUGCAGAUGACAACAGCUUAUUAUUCAUGGAGACAUCAGCUAAAACAUCAAUGAAUGUAAAUGAAAUAUUCAUGGCAAUAGCUAAAAAGUUGCCAAAGAAUGAACCACAGAAUCCAGGAGCAAAUUCUGCCAGAGGAAGAGGAGUAGACCUUACCGAACCCACACAGCCAACCAGGAGUCAGUGUUGUAGUAACUAAGCCUCCAGUUUGAACCAGCUGGAAUAUUCGUCUGCUUCCUAAAUAUUAAUAACAGAGGAUUUGGAGCAUCUAACCAGCCCAGUAUGACUUCCAAAAAGAAGAGACUUUAGAGUCAACUUUCUAAUACAGAAUUAUUUUAAGUGUUUUGAACUUAAUUUUUAAUAACAUGCAUGUGACUCUCUAACGUUUCAGCGGUAGAAAGGGGAAAAUAAGAGCUUUGUGUAUGCUUGUUUCCUUGGAAGGUUUAGGGGAUCACUUCUGAUCACCAGGCAUAUAGACAAAUGAAUAUCCUGAUCCACGGUAACCAGCCAGUUCUGUGAAGAAGUCUAUGAAAAAGAUUCGGAACUUACAAAAUUUGGACUUACAAAGAAAGGUGUUCCUUUUUUUUGAGGGUGAUCAAAGGUAUUUAUGCUUAGCUUCAGUAUUCAGGCAACUGUAAUUUCUCCUAGUAAUAGUUACUUUAAAGUGUACAUUCUAUGUUUCAACAAAUUAACCGCAAGAGAACUCCACACCUCCAUGGCGGGGGGAAUUAAUACUAGUGGCAUCUAAAUUAAUAACCAGCAGUUUAAAUUUUUUGACUGCGGUUAAAAAACAAAUGUAAUCCCAUCUUGUUUUAGUAUGUAUGCAUCUUAAUGGGUAGUGUUCCCUUCAUUUGUGCGAGCUCUUCAACAAAAAACGCAACCACGUGUCUGAUUUCUGUUUAAUCACUGCGGCCAUUACAGUAGGUGGUUUUGGUUUGGGGGAGGGAGAAGGGGCUUUUGAUCCCUUUGGACAUAAUAUAGGCAAUGCACUAACAAUUAUGUACAUUCAAACUUGAUCAUUUUAAGUUUAAUUUUCAGCUGUACUGUAAAUAGGGUACUGCAUCAUAGUCUCCAUAUAUGUUUAUUACUUUUCUGUAAUAUUUAAGAGUGGCUUAAAAGUAUACAAAAUGUACAGUUACUAAAACAGCUAAUUUUUUCCUCCUCUUACCCAGAUUUGAAAGAAGGAGGCUUCACUUGUACCUACAGAGCCUAGAACCAUAACGAAAGGGUGUAUCUGUAAUUUGUAACAUAAAGUAUUGAGACAUGUUAGUAAAGAUCUUGCUGCCUUGUUUCCAAAGUUCUUUUUAUUUUGUUCAGUUCAGUAUAUUGCACUAAUUGUUUUAGAUAUUUUCAUUAUAUGAAAUCUACCUUGAGUCAGAGAUGAUUUAAUCUAUUUAAGUGUUGAACUGCUAGCGGAACUUGUACAUUUAUAAUAAUUCAGAAUUAGUAAGGAAAACAGUUCACCAGUGUUUAGUUUUAUACUGAGGUGCUCAGGUUGGAAUAAAGUGGUAUGAAAAAGCA
This is a messenger RNA of Sorex araneus (European shrew), 2200 nucleotides long. RefSeq names its product RAB5A, member RAS oncogene family (gene RAB5A). The transcript has 6 exons. Lineage: Eukaryota; Metazoa; Chordata; Mammalia; Eulipotyphla; Soricidae. The coding region runs from base 231 to 878 and encodes 215 amino acids. Gene Ontology annotation, molecular function: GTP binding; GTPase activity. The record is from RefSeq and is a predicted model, not a curated record.